Molecule: messenger RNA, 2658 nt
Organism: Oryctolagus cuniculus (rabbit)
Lineage: Eukaryota; Metazoa; Chordata; Mammalia; Lagomorpha; Leporidae
Gene: LRRC15
Product: leucine rich repeat containing 15
Molecular function (GO): protein binding
Source: RefSeq, a predicted model, not a curated record
UAAAUACCGGGAGGCUCUGGCCAGCGGCACUCAUGCUGCAGCCUUGAGCCGCCCCGCGUGCUCGUCUGGGGCUCCCUCUGGUCGACUGAGGGCGUGCGGGAGGCGCCAAGCUGCGGAGGCCAUGACGCCGAGACAUUAUCUCCUUUUGCUGGUGGGCUGCCAGGCCUGGGCUGCAGGGCUGGCCUACUAUGGCUGCCCUAGUGAGUGCACCUGCUCCAGGGCCUCCCAGGUGGAGUGCACGGGGGCGCGCAUCGUGGCGGUGCCCACCCCUCUACCCUGGAACGCCAUGAGCCUGCAGAUCCUCAACACGCACAUCACAGAGCUCAACGAGUCCCCGUUCCUCAACAUCUCCGCCCUCAUCGCCCUGAGGAUCGAGAAGAACGAGCUGUCACACAUCAUGCCGGGGGCCUUCCGCAACCUGGGCUCGCUGCGCUACCUCAGCCUCGCCAACAACAAGCUUCAGGUUCUGCCCGUCGGCCUCUUCCAGGGCCUCGACAACCUCGAGUCGCUCCUCUUGUCCAGUAACCAGCUGGUGCAGAUUCAGCCGGCCCACUUCUCCCAGUUCAGCAACCUGAAGGAGUUGCAGCUGCAUGGCAACCACCUGGAAUACGUCCCCGACGGCGUCUUUGACCACCUGGUGGGGCUCACCAAGCUCAACCUGGGCAAGAACAGCCUCACCCACCUGUCGCCCAGGGUCUUCCAGCACCUGGGCAACCUGCAGGUGCUCCGGCUGUAUGAGAACAGGCUCUCGGACAUCCCCAUGGGCACUUUCGACGGCCUGGGCAACCUGCAGGAGCUGGCCCUCCAGCAGAACCAGAUCGGGACGCUGUCCCCCGGCCUCUUCCACAACAACCGCAACCUGCAGAGGCUCUACCUGUCCAACAACCACAUCUCGCAGCUGCCCCCCGGCAUCUUCAUGCAGCUGCCCCAGCUCAACCGCCUCACCCUCUUCGGGAAUUCCCUGAAGGAGCUGUCUCCGGGCAUCUUCGGGCCCAUGCACAACCUGCGGGAGCUCUGGCUGUACGACAACCACAUCACUUCUCUCCCCGACAACGUCUUCAGCAACCUCGGCUCCUUGCAGGUCCUCAUCCUUAGCCGCAACCAAAUCAGCUUCAUCUCGCCGGGCGCCUUCAACGGGCUCUCGGAGCUGCGAGAGCUGUCCCUGCACACCAACGCGCUGCAGGACCUGGACAGCAAUGUCUUCCGCAUGUUGGCCAACCUGCAGAACAUUUCCCUGCAGAACAACCGCCUCCGACAGCUCCCGGGCAACAUCUUCGCCAACGUCAACGGCCUCAUGACCAUCCAGCUGCAGAACAACCAGCUGGAGAACCUGCCCCUGGGCGUCUUCGACCACCUGGGGAACCUGUGUGAGCUGCGGCUCUACGACAACCCCUGGAGAUGCGACCCAGGCAUCCUGCCUCUCCGCAACUGGCUCCUGCUCAACAAGCCCAGGUUAGGGACCGACACCCUCCCGGUGUGUUUCAGCCCUGCCAAUGUCCGAGGCCAGUCCAUCGUCAUCGUCAACAUCAAUGCCGCGGCCCCCAGUGUCCAGGUCCCAGCCGUCCCUGAGGUGCCCAGCUACCCAGAAACCCCACGGUACCCUGACACACCCGUCUAUACUGACACAACGUUCAUCUCCUCCACCACUGAUUUCACCAGCCCCAUGGAAGACUACACGGAUCUGACCACCAUCGGAGCCACCGACGAACGCGGCACAUGGGGCAUGACCCGGGCCCAGAGCGGACUGGCCAUCGCCGCCAUCGUGAUCGGCGUCAUUGCCCUGGCCUGCUCCCUAGCGGCCUGCAUCUGCUGUUGCUGCUGUAAGAAGAGGAGCCAGGCGGUCCUGAUGCAGAUGAAGGCACCCAACGAGUGUUAGGGAGGCUGGAGGCGGGGCUGGGGACUGGGGCCUCAGAGGGGCUGCAGAUUUCAUCCAUCUGCCUCCCCUGCUUGGUCCAUAGAGCUGUCUCCCCGGUGGCUCUGUCUGGGCCCUGGAGAAAGGUGCCUCCACCUUUUCCUGGUCUUCCUGGAGAGAAGCAGGUGUGGGAGGACCUUCUUCCCAGCAGGGAGCUCCACCUGGCCACGGCAAGAGCCUGGGGGAUUCCCAGUUCCCACCCUUGGGUUUCCUUCAAGAGGGCACCUCCCUCGAAUCCUCACACCUGUCUUCCAAGGACAGCCUGCCCCAUGCCCACGCCCCUCCUGGCUUCUGUAGACUCAGUUAUUUCCAAGCCUGCUGCUCACUUGCUGGGCGUAGUUCUCUCCCGGGCCAGCCCCGCUGCUGGGUCCUGUGUAAGUCGAUCACCCCUUCUUUCGCUCUUCUCCUCUGGGCCCUGGGCCAGGGCUUGGCCCCGCCUUCUCGGGCGGAAGCUCCUCCCUGGGUUUUCUGCAGCUCGAGGCAGAGCCAGUUCUGUCCUCAGUAAGCCUCCACCCGCGUAGCUGGUUUCCCAGGAGCUGCCGAGCACCCUGGCUUUGAGGAUGCCGUGACGAGAGGAGCAUCCUGCUCUUAGGUCCUGGGGACAGGGCUGUCGCCAGCACCUCUCUCGUCAUCAUCACCUGGAAAAGCAGGGAGGGCACUGGUGCUGCAAGUUCAGCCCUUUAGAGAAUGCUGUCUACAAACUGUGACAUCUUGGCCCUGUAAGGAAUAAAAGCAUGUAGAAUUUC